Messenger RNA from Nematolebias whitei (Rio pearlfish), 2317 nucleotides. Its product is annotated as extracellular calcium-sensing receptor-like. Lineage: Eukaryota; Metazoa; Chordata; Actinopteri; Cyprinodontiformes; Rivulidae. The transcript is spliced from 5 exons. The record is from RefSeq and is a predicted model, not a curated record. Gene Ontology annotation, molecular function: G protein-coupled receptor activity. The coding region runs from base 1 to 2307 and encodes 768 amino acids. Gene Ontology annotation, biological process: G protein-coupled receptor signaling pathway. Gene Ontology annotation, cellular component: membrane.
AUGAUUUUUACAGUGGAGGAGAUCAACAAGGAUCCUACACUCCUCCCUGGAGUAAGUCUGGGUUAUAGGGUGUACAAUGGAUGUGGCACUAUGAACCUGGUUCGAGCAGCUGUGGAAGCGAUAAAUGGAAAUGAUUCAUUGCAGUGUACUGGUCAGACUCUGGCUGUCAUAGGUCAUUCAUCUUCUGGAGUGAGUGAAAUCAUAAGCUCCAUACUCAGCUCUCUAUCUGUACCACAGCUGAGUCCCUUGUCUACUUGUGCAUGUUUGAGUGACAAAACACGAUACCCAACUUUCUUCAGAACUGUGCCAAGUGAGCAUUCCCAAAGCACGGCUCUUGUGCAGCUCAUGGUGUACUUUAACUGGCGCUGGGUGGGGAUUAUUUAUUCUGAGAGCACGUAUGCAGAAGAAAGUACAAGAUCUUUUGUUAAAGAAGCCAACAACAAGGGGAUAUGUGUGGAAUACUGGUUGAUGUACUCUAUAACUUCUCAGGCAAACUUUGAUGUUAUAGCAAAUGCACUUAAGAAGUCCUCAUCAAAAGUGGUGCUGAUGUUUAUGUCCUCGUCUUAUGCAAAAGCAUUUCUGUCAAACAUUGAAUCUUAUAACAUAACUGGAAAGCAGUGGGUUGGCAGUGAGUCUUGGAUCACACAUAAAACCCUUGUUUCUAUUGACCGAAAGCACAUCUUACAUGGUGCAAUAGGCUUUGCCCUUCCUGACACAUCCAUUCCUGGUCUGGGUGAAUUCCUUCUUAACUUGAAACCCUCCAGUGAACCACAAAGUGCUAUAAUUAAAGGUUUCUGGGAGAAAUUAUUUGACUGCAACUUCUCUCCAUCAAAUACCUCCAGUAUGUGCACUGGUGCAGAAGAUCUGCAGACAGUAUUUAGUGACUACACAGAAGUUUCAUGUUUCAGAGAAGAGAACAACAUUUAUAAAGCUGUGUAUUCUGUGGCUGUCGUACUCCAUUCCAUUCUGCAGUGUCAAAAUGACUUAAAUCAUACAACAAAACCUUGUUUGACCAAUAUCCAAUUUCAACCUGAACUUGUGGUGGAACACUUAAAAUAUGUGAACUUCACAACAAAGAAUGGGGCCAAAGUUUUCUUUGAUGAAAACAGGGACUCAGUUGCCCAGUAUGACCUUGUGAACUGGCAAAUUAAGGAAGAUGGUUCAGUUGAAAUAGUACAGAUCGGUCAAUAUGACAAUUCUUUACCUGAGCAGGAGAAAUUAAAAUUAAAGAAAAAUGCCAAGAUUGUUUGGGGGCAUGACAGCAAUGAGGUACCAAGGUCUGUCUGCAGAGAACCAUGUCCACCAGGUACUCGAAAGGCAUUAAACAAGAAUAAGCCUGUAUGUUGCUUUGAUUGUCUUGAGUGCCCCGAAGGAACUAUCAGUAAUGAAACAAAUUCUGCUAACUGUUGCAUUUGUCCUCCUGACUUAUGGCCAAAUGAAAUGAAAAACAGGUGUCUCCCCAAACACAUUGAAUGCCUUUCCUACAAGGAGAUCAUGGGGGCACUUCUUACUGGUUUCAGCACUUUUGGCAUGUUUUUAUCCCUCCUUACAUCAAUAAUAUUUUAUACACAUAAAGAGACACCACUUGUAAGAGCAAACAACUCUGAGUUAAGCUUCUUGCUGCUGUUUUCAUUAAAACUCUGCUUCCUGUGCCCUCUGGCCUUCAUUGCUCGGCCUACUCGAUGGUCCUGCAUGCUACGACACACAGCUUUCAGCAUCACCUUUGUCCUUUGUAUUUCUUGCGUUCUGGGGAAAGCAAUAGUGGUUUUGUUGGCCUUCAAAGCAAAACUUCCAGGCAAUAAUGUUAAUCAAUGGUUUGGGCCUCCACAGCAAAGGAUUAGCAUUCUCAGUUUUACCCUCAUACAGGUUUUUAUUUGUACACGUUGGUUUACAAAAAAUCCUCCUUUUCCCCAUAUGAACAUGGAUUACUAUAAGGACAGAAUCAUUCUAGAGUGUGCGCUUGGUUCUACUGCUGGCUUCUGGGCUGUUCUGGGUUAUAUCGGACUUCUUGCUGCCCUGUGUUUUAUAUUUGCUUUUCUGGCUAGAAAGCUGCCAGGCAGAUUUAAUGAGGCCAGACUGAUCACAUUCAGCAUGUUGAUAUUCUGUGCAGUGUGGAUUACCUUCAUCCCAGCAUAUGUGAACUCUCCAGGAAAGUUUACAGUGGUUGUUGAAAUAUUUGCUAUUCUGGCCUCCAGUUUUGGUUUGUUGCUUUGCAUUUAUGCUCCAAAAUGUUAUAUUAUAUUACUAAAGCCAAAACAAAACAUAAAAAAACACUUUUUGGGAAAAGUACCACCAAGAACACUUUAAUUUGUAAUUC